This is a messenger RNA of Coffea eugenioides, 1700 nucleotides long. RefSeq lists its product as uncharacterized. The annotation marks the transcript as partial. Gene Ontology annotation, molecular function: DNA binding. Lineage: Eukaryota; Viridiplantae; Streptophyta; Magnoliopsida; Gentianales; Rubiaceae. The transcript is spliced from 6 exons. The record is from RefSeq and is a predicted model, not a curated record.
UUAUGGGAAUCUUUUGUGUUCAAAUUGGCAGUUUGUAAUCUGGGAGGUUCAUUGGAUACGAAGAUAACCCUAUGCUACAUCUUUUUUGGCCUUCAAUUCCAUGAAAUUCCAACUCACUUUUUGUCCAAGAUAGAGGAAGAGGUGCCUGAUACUGCAAUUUUAAGGGAUUCUUCUGGUCGCUCCUGGUCUGUUAAAGUGCGUCAAGAAAGAAAUGGCAUCGUUCUUGCAGAUGGGUGGGAAAAUUUCUCUGUGCAUCAUUCUUUAGUGCCAUCAGCGAGCUUUUUACUCUUUAGAUAUUGUGGAAAUUGGUGUUUUGAAGUAGAUAUCUUUGCUUGUUCUGGAUUGGAGAAGGAAAUAGUGGAUGCUAGUGGAAACAGUGAAGCUAGCCCUUCUGGUGUGAAAAGUAAGAAAGAUGGACGAGGUAAAAGAACAGUUCGUUCUGUGAAAGACAACUUGCCAAAAUCUUAUGUUCCUGGUCCACGUAGCUUAAGUCUUAAAAAUAAAAAAGACAGACGAGGCAAAAGAAGUGUUGGUUCUGCAAAAGACCACCUGCCAAAAUAUUGUGUUUCUGGUCCAGACAUCUUUGGUGAUUCUGGACUGGAGAAGGAGAUAGUCAGUGCUGGAGGAAACAACGAAGCUGGCUCUUCUGGUGUAAAAAAUAAGAAGGGUGGACGAGGUACAAGAAGUGUUGGUUCCGUGAAAGACCACCUGCCAAAAUCUUGUGUUCCUGGUCCACUUAGCUUAGAUCUUAAAAAUAAAAAAGACAGACGAGGUAAAAGAAGUGUCGGUUCUGCAAAAGACCACCUGCCAAAAUAUUGUGUUUCUGGUCCAGUAGACUUCUUUGGUGAUUCUGGACUGGAGAAGGAGAUAGUCAGUGCUGGAGGAAACAACAAAGCUGGCCCUUCUGGUGUAAAAAAUAAAAAGGGUGGAGGAGGUACAAGAAGCGUUGGUUCCAUGAAAGAACACCUGCCAAAAUCUCGUGUUCCUGGUCCAGGGGUGCCAUACAGAACUAGAAUUGCCUGGAACCCAGAGCGUCUUGGUCUUUACCUAGACUCAUGUUUAGAAGAAGCAGCUAAGGGGCGCCGUCGGUCAGGCAAUUUAACACCAGAAUCAUGGCAAAAGGUUCAGUCAGUUUUCAAAGAGAAAACAAAUAUUGAUUUGACACCGACGCAGUUAUCAAACUUUUGGAGCGUUUUAAGGAAGAGAUAUAUGGUCUGGUCAAAGAUCAUAGCAGAGGCUGGAAAUGGUGGGUAUGAUCCAGUAGCCAAUAAGAUCAAUUGGAAUCAGAAGCAGUGGGAGGAGUAUAUAAAGGUGAAUCCAGUUGCAAAGCGCUUCCGAAAGAAGAAGUUGGAAUAUCCUGAGAAGAUGAAGCUAUUAUUUGGUUGCUACACAGCAGUACAUGAAGAUGGUGGGGUUUCAUCUGAUGAAAUGUACUACAGCAGCAUUUGAAGGUUGUUCACAUGUGCAGACUUUGGAAAUGAAUAUCCUGGUAAACUAUUUUCAGGAACUGGCAUAUUGAAACCAGACUUUUGAAAGCUUGAAAAAUGAGCAGUUAUUGGAGGUUGAAUAAAGAAUCCAUGGAAGAACGUUAGGUCUGUUUUGAAAUCAAUAGGCUUUGAAACUGUUAAAAUUAAAGCAUCUUCGUAGCUAUAUUGUUUGAUGAUUUUGAUAUUUGAUAUUAUAUUUUCCUUUUCUCAUGA